AUGAAAGUCACCCAUACUUACUUAACUGCCAUUUUGGCAGCUUCAAUUGUAACUGAAGCAGCUCCAGCUAAAGUUGAAACAUCAAAUACCAAUGAAUUACAAGUUGCUAAAAGAAUCACUCUGGAUGAGUUAAUAGCCAAAUUAGAUGCAUUAGCAGCUUCUAAAUCUAAAAGAGAUGAAGCUUCUACUGAUUUAGAAAAGAAAGAAUAUGAAAUUGUUACUGAAGUUUUAUCAUAUUUAAAUGAUACUAAUUUAGCACCAAAAGUUAUUAAAUAUUUAGCUACCAAUAAAACUUUGGAACCAAUUACUAUUUCAACCAUUGUUGCUGUUAUAAAAUCUGGUUUAUUAAACCUUACUACUUUAUUAGAUGCCUUGGUUCAAUCUGGUUUAGUUAAUAGAGUUAUCGAAGAUGUUAUUUCUGAUUGUUCAUUAUACGCCAAAUUAUUUAGUUUAGCUAAAACAAUUAUUGGCGAUUUAGCUGAUAAAGUUGAAGAAAAACUUUCCAGUAAAUCUAAAAGAGAAGUUGAUUUGGAUUCUGCUCAUGCUCAACUUGUUGCUAAGAGAAAAUUAGAUCUGAUUGAAGAUUUAGACAUUGAAAAAAGAGAUUCCGAAGAGGUUUUGGUUAACUUAUUAGAAUCUUUAGGUAAUUCCGGUUUGGCUUCUUCUGUUGUCAAAUCCAUUCUUACUGAUUCUUCUUACAUUCCUUUUGCAAUCGAUUUAGUUGGGGCUGUUUUAGCAAGUGGUUCUUUAAAUCUCUCUAAAGUCAUUAGUGCAGUUAAAUCUUCUGGUUUGAUUGGUUCUUUAUUCCGUCAAAUUUUCUCUCUCAAUACUUUACAAACUGUUGCCACUAAUGCUUUUGCUGCUUUCGAAGGUGAUUGUGGUUCUACUUCUGGUUCUUCCGGCUCUUCGGGUUCUGGUUCUGGUUCUUCCUCCUCCGGUUCAUUAAUCGGUGAUUUACUUGGUGGCGGUGAUAAGGGUUCUUCCGGAACUACUACUACUUCUACUGCUGGGUCUGGCUCUGGUUCUAACCCAUGUAAAAAGAGAAGAAGAAGAAGA
Hyphopichia burtonii NRRL Y-1933 is the source of this 1056-nucleotide messenger RNA. RefSeq lists its product as uncharacterized. NCBI's taxonomy places the organism in Eukaryota, Fungi, Ascomycota, Pichiomycetes, Serinales, Debaryomycetaceae. The annotation marks the transcript as partial. The record is from RefSeq and is a predicted model, not a curated record. The transcript has a single exon.